AUGCCUUAUCCCGAGAAAUUCACUGGUUUCCAGGUCAAGGGCGCCGAUACCUGGCAGGAGUUCCACAAGCAGGAGUUCGACGCCAAGCCCUUCGGUGACUACGACAUUGACAUCAAGAUCGAGUGCUGCGGCGUCUGCUCUAGUGAUGUCCACACCGUCCGUGGUGACUGGGGCGCGCAACCCUACCCCCUGGCUGUCGGUCACGAGAUUGUCGGCAAGGCAAUCAAGGUCGGCUCCAAGGUCACCACCGUGAAGGAGGGCCAGCGCGUCGGCGUCGGCGCCCAGUCAUGGGCUUGCCUCGACUGCAAGCAGUGCAAGAACGACAACGAGACCUACUGCAAGGACCAGCUCGACACUUACGGCGCGACAUGGCCUGACUCUGGUGUCGUCUCCCAGGGCGGUUACUCUUCUCAUGUCCGCACCCACCAGCACUGGGUCUUCCCCAUCCCCGAGGGUCUUCCUAGCGAGGUUGCCGCUCCCAUGCUUUGCGCAGGCUUGACGGCUUACAGCCCCCUCGUCCGCAACGGCGCCGGCCCUGGCAAGAAGGUCGGCAUCGUCGGCAUUGGUGGCAUCGGUCACUUUGGUGUGCUCUUCGCCAAGGCGCUGGGUGCUGAGGUCUGGGCCAUCUCGCGCUCGCGCUCGAAGGAGGAGGACUCGCUCAAGAUGGGUGCCGACGGCUAUAUCGCGACCGCCGAGGAGAACUGGAACGAGAAGCACAAGAUGAGCUUUGACCUCAUCGUCAACACAGCCUCGUCCUCCGAAGGCUUUGACCUCUCCACCUACCUCACCCUGCUCGACGUUCACGGCAAGUGGGUGUCGGUUGGCCUUCCCGGCGGUGGCGGCUUCGAGGUCCGCAACCAGGACUUCCUGCCCAACGGCUGCUUCAUCGGCAGCUCGCACCUGGGCAGCAGGAGGGAGACGCUUGAGAUGCUGGAUCUUGCGGCGGAGAAGAAGCUCUUCACGUGGGUGGAGAAGAUCCCCAUCAGCGCCGAGGGUCUCAAGACGGCGAUGCAGGGCGUCGAGGCGUCCAAGGUGCGCUACCGAUACUGCAUGACCGGGUACGAGGAGGCUUUCGGUGCGUAA
This is a messenger RNA of Verticillium nonalfalfae, 1083 nucleotides long. RefSeq lists its product as uncharacterized. Bases 1 to 1083 code for a protein of 360 amino acids. Gene Ontology annotation, biological process: alcohol metabolic process. NCBI's taxonomy places the organism in Eukaryota, Fungi, Ascomycota, Sordariomycetes, Glomerellales, Plectosphaerellaceae. The transcript has 3 exons. Gene Ontology annotation, molecular function: alcohol dehydrogenase (NADP+) activity; zinc ion binding. The record is from RefSeq and is a predicted model, not a curated record.